AUGGCUUUAUACAAUGCCGGUAACGAUGUUUCCCUUAACAGUACUACAGACUUAUCAAACGAUAUUCAUAUUUAUGACGAUUUAUCUAUAGUUCCACUAGAAAAGGAUAGUUUUGCAAUAUGCGAACUAUGUGGGCGUGUUGGUCGUCGUGGACAAUUCUAUUCACGUAAUAACAAAUUUUGUUCUUUGAGAUGCCAUGCAAGUAAUUCUAGACGUCGUUACUGUAAUUGGAGAUUUAAGCUAAUGGAAGGAGCAGAACAUAUGGCGGGUCUAAUUCCCUUAGAGCCACUGCCACAGUUACAGCACUGGCAGGCUAACUUUAAUGAUUUACAGGCUGGUCCAAUUAAACAGUCUGCAGCUUUGAUUGCUAAUAGUUAUGAGUGGAAAGAUGAACUUUUUGGCUGUGACUUUCUGGCAGCACCUGUAAGCUUAUUUAAACAUGCUCCAUUACAUGAAAUGUGGGAUAAUACAUUUGAGGGCAUGAAAGUGGAAGUAAAGAAUACUGAUUGUGAAAACUUUUCUGAGAAACUGAAUGAUUAUUUCUGGGUUGCGACAGUGUUAAAGGUCAAAGGAUAUAUGGGGCUUUUACGUUAUGAAGGCUUUGGUAGCGAUGACUCAAAGGACUUUUGGGUUAACCUUUGCUGCUCCGAAGUACAUCCUGUUGGUUGGUGUGCAACACGUGGUAAACCAUUAAUACCACCUCGCAGUAUAGAAGAUAAAUACACGGAUUGGAAAAAGUUUCUUGUAAAACAACUUACUGGUGCUCGAACAUUGCCUGCAAAUUUUUACACAAAACUAAAUGACAGCCUCGUAUCAAGGUUUUCAAUAGGUUCAAUAAUGGAAGUUGUAGAUAAAAACAGGAUUUCACAAGUCAAAGUAGCAAGCGUUUGCGAAAUAAUAGGCAAGAGGUUACACGUCAAGUAUUACGAUAGCUCACCAGAGGACAAUGGUUUCUGGUGUCACGAAGAUUCGCCACUCAUACAUCCGGUUGGUUGGGCCUUUAGAGUUGGUCAUCCAUUAGAUGCGCCUCAGAGUUACUGCCAAAGAGUCGCAGCCGGACGUUACAUCCCAAACGAUACAACACCAGAAAUGUUUUACAAGUACCCUUCAAAUGAACCGCCGCUGUUUUCCGAAGGGAUGAAGUUAGAAGCAAUAGAUCCUCUUAACCUCUCCGCUGUUUGUGCUGCGACUGUGAUGCAAAUAUUAAAUGAAGGUUAUAUGAUGAUACGGAUAGAUUGCUACCCGGCGGAUGCAUCAGGUGCCGACUGGUUUUGCUAUCACCAACGGUCACCGUGUAUUUUUCCCGUCGGAUUUGCUCUUUCCAACAACAUUCCUCUAGUUCCACCGGCUGGAAUGUCCACGGAGCACUUCAGCUGGGAGGCGCACCUGCGCGAGACGGGCGCGCUUGCAGCGGGGCGGGCGCUGUUCGCGGCGCGCGGGCACGUGGUGUCGCACGGGUUCGUGGCCGGCAUGCGCCUCGAGUGCGCCGACCUCAUGGACCCGCGCCUCGUGUGCGUCGCCACCGUCGCCCGGGUCGUCGCCGACCUGCUCAAGGUCCACUUCGACGGCUGGGGCUCCGAGUACGACCAGUGGCUGUGGGCGCACAGCACGGACGUGUACCCCGUGGGCUGGUGCCGCGCCGUGGGCCACCGCCUCGAGGGCCCGCUGCAGCCGCCGCCGCGCGCCGCGCGCCGCGCGCCCCCGCGCCCCGCGCGCCGCCGGCGACGACAGGUGAAUAAAGUUUCAUCUCAACCCCCAAACACAACGGAAGAAAGUUCCCAAAAUUCAGAUAUAGGUGACACUAAGAGUCUUUCUCCGCCCACAAGUGUCUCUGAAGUGUCCACGGAAAUCGAAACGCGAGAAGUGACCGUUAAGAUGGAUGUGGAGUCUGAGACUAAGAUUAGUCACACUAACGAGGAACAAAUUGAAGAGAUCAAUCAGGAGGUUCAUAAGUCGAAUAAUCCAACUGGUGAGUCUCAAGAUUGCAUCCAAAAUAUAAAACAAGAUUCACCAGAGGCUCCAUUGCAAAGUGAAGAUGAUAAAGUUAUACCCAGGCUAGUCAAUACGAGUGUACCCUUAGAUGUUCUAAAUUCAGUUGAUCCUGAAAAUUGGACUUCAGCAGAUGUUGCAAAGUUCCUCACAGUCAAUGACUGUCAACCAUACUGCGUUAACUUUACCAAUAUAACAGGUCCAAUGAUGCUACAAUUAUCAAAGGAUGAAAUAAUUGAACUACUAGAAAUGAAGGUAGGACCAUCUUUAAAAAUAUUUGAUCUUAUUCAACAAUUAAAGUGUAAGAUUAAGCAGCCUCAGUGCAGAUUGCUUGGUAGUUUCAAGUAGUUCAGAGGUUUUCCUAAAUAAAGACUUUUAAUGAUUGUACUAGUUUGAGAUCAUUAUACUGUCUUGUCUAUGUUAUGGUAACUAUCAGAGUGUUACCCUAUUUUAUAACAUAGUAUUUGCACAUUUAGUAUUAAUGAAAUAUUGAAACCAAAUCAAAUAAGAAAUGUGUAAAUUGUUUGAUAAAAAUCAU
Molecule: messenger RNA, 2527 nt
Organism: Melitaea cinxia (Glanville fritillary)
Lineage: Eukaryota; Metazoa; Arthropoda; Insecta; Lepidoptera; Nymphalidae
Product: polycomb protein Sfmbt-like
Exons: 10
Coding region: 1-2337 (778 amino acids)
Biological process (GO): regulation of DNA-templated transcription
Cellular component (GO): nucleus
Molecular function (GO): zinc ion binding
Source: RefSeq, a predicted model, not a curated record